Gopherus flavomarginatus (Mexican gopher tortoise) is the source of this 1459-nucleotide messenger RNA. It is a transcript of the gene VAMP5, whose product is annotated as vesicle associated membrane protein 5. Bases 307 to 672 code for a protein of 121 amino acids. Gene Ontology annotation, cellular component: plasma membrane. The record is from RefSeq and is a predicted model, not a curated record. The transcript is spliced from 3 exons. NCBI's taxonomy places the organism in Eukaryota, Metazoa, Chordata, Testudines, Testudinidae. Gene Ontology annotation, biological process: Golgi to plasma membrane protein transport.
AGGACAGCAGGGCGAAGUGCGCUGCGGACUGGGCUGAGCCGGCCCCCGGACGCUCCUUGCCUUUCUGGGCAGGCGCUUCUCGUGGCCCUGCCCCUCUCGGCCCCGCCUCGCUGCGCUACCCUCUCCAGUGGCCGCUGUGGGGCAGGCUGGGAGGCAGCCGCCCGGGGCCCCGCAUCCUCAGCUGGGAAAGCCCCAACUACCCGGCAGCGCCCAGGGCCCCGGAGCAACUGGUGGGAGUCGGACCCCCCGGCGCAGCAGGACCCCGGCCCGGGCAGAGCGGAUCGGGGCUUCCCGAGAGCCGGCGCCAUGGUGGAGAAGAACCUGGACCAAUGCCAGAAGGAGACAGAGGAGGUGACUCAGAUUAUGCUAGUCAACUAUUCCAAGGUACUGGACCGGGAGGCCAAGCUCAGCGACCUGGACGACAGAGCAGAUGAGCUCCAAAACAUGAGCUCCACUUUCAGCAGGACGACGAAGACGGUGGCGCAGAAGAAGCGCUGGGAGAACAGGAAGUACAAGAUAUUCCUGGCGGUGGUAGUGGUGGUCGUGGUCUUGAUCAUCCUGGCUGUGGUUCUAUGGCUGUCGCUGCGUGGGGCUGGGAACCAGGCUGCUGAGAGCCGGGCCUCCGUAAACCAGGCCACUGAGAGCAGGACCACCCCCAUGCAAGCUGACUGAGGGAAGGAGACGACCCAGUGCCCUCUCUGCUAGGGACGCAGCUGCCCUGGGCUCAGUGCAAUAUGGACACUGCGCAUGGAGACUGCAGGGGCUGCCAUUGAAACUGGGGCUUUUCUUUAGCUAUUUGGAAAGGCCCCUUCGCAGAUGGGUCACAACACUGGGAAACAGUAUUGACAGCCCAGCUCCCUUCUGCAGACUAAACAAUCCCAGUUCCCUCAGCCUCUCUUCAUAAGUCAUGUGCUCCAGCCCCCUAAUAAUUUUCAUUGCCCUCCGCUGGACUCUCUCCAAUUUUUCCACAUCCUCCUUGUAGUGUGGGGCCCAAAACUGGACACAGUACUCCAGGUGUCGAAUAGAGGGGAAUGAUCACGUCCCUCAAUCUGCUGGCAGUGCCCCUACUUAUACAGCCCAGGGCUCAAGAGCAACCCUACAAUAAUAAACUAGUGUGUGCAGCUGAGCUCUGACAUACAAUCCCCCAAUAGCAAUGCAUUGGGAUCAGCCCCAGCAACCCUACAAUAACGCUUGCAGUCCCUGGGAAGGGACCCCAGCAAGGGAGAAGGCCCCUGUAUUAGGUUUCUUAGCAGGUCAGGUAGAUAAACGCUCACAAGUGCCUUAAGCUUUAGUUAGAAUAAUGGGGGUGCGGGGAGAGGUUUGCAGACAGUUGUGCUUUAGUUUUGUUGUGCUAAAACCACUAGACCUGGUUUUAAGACCAGUCCUCAGAUCUGUUUAAAGCUCUCGCUGCCCUGUGCACUGCUGCGGGCAGGUCAGUAAAGGCGGAUUGUUUGUAAAA